Gasterosteus aculeatus aculeatus (three-spined stickleback) is the source of this 2853-nucleotide messenger RNA. It is a transcript of the gene stxbp3, whose product is annotated as syntaxin binding protein 3. NCBI's taxonomy places the organism in Eukaryota, Metazoa, Chordata, Actinopteri, Perciformes, Gasterosteidae. Gene Ontology annotation, biological process: vesicle-mediated transport. The record is from RefSeq and is a predicted model, not a curated record.
AGCCUCAACGCUUCACCCCAUGUGUUAAAAACUACAGCAGCACUCCGUCGCACACUUGAUGACGCAGAUGACGUCAGAACGUGUAGACACGGGACAGGAAGAGGCGCAGAGCAAUACAACAGAAAAAAAAACAAGAUGGCAACGGGAGCAGAUCACGGGCUGAAAAGAAUCGUGUGGAAAAGAAUACAAGAUACAAUUAUUACAGACUGCAGGAAAUCGGACGUAUGGAAGAUAUUGAUUCUGGACCCCUUUACCACCAAGCUCCUCUCAACAUGCUGCAAAAUGUCAGACCUGAUGUUAGAAAAAAUAACAAUUGUGGAGGACCUGUACAAAAAAAGAGAGCCUGUUCCAGAAAUGAAGGCCAUCUACUUCAUGUCACCAACGACUACGUGUGUGGAUGCCUUUAUUGCAGACUUCAAGCCCAAACCUAAAUAUAAAGCAGCAUAUGUUUAUUUCACCGACUACUGUCCUGAUGACCUGUUUAACAACAUGAAGCGGUCCUGUGCGACGUACAUACGAGUCUGUAAGGAGAUAAACCUGUCCUUUAUGCCACAAGAGGCACAAGUGUUCACAUGUAAUAAUCCGGGGGCUUUCCAAAGCAUCUACAGUCCCCACAGUCGGGACAAAACAAAGACACUGGAGACGCUCGCAGACCAGCUCGUCACGCUCUGUGCCACGUUGGACGAGUAUCCGGGGAUUAGAUACAAGAAAGACGGCAACAUGGAGAACGCCAAGGCCUUUGCAGAGCUGGUGGACAAAAAGUUGGCCAGACACUAUGAGCUGGAGGAGGACAGCAAGAAAAAGGAAAAGACUCAAGCCCAGCUGCUCAUAGUGGAUAGAGGUUUUGACCCCGUCAGCCCCAUCCUGCAUGAGCUGACCUACCAGGCCAUGGCUUACGACCUCAUUGAUAUCCAGAGCGACACCUACAAGUACAAGGCUAAAGAUAAAUCAGAGAAGCAGGCCUUGCUGAAUGAGGACGACUUGCUCUGGGUUAAGCUGAGGCACAAGCACAUUGCUGACGUCUCUGAACUAAUCCGCAAGUUGGUGAAGGAGAUUUCUGCUAACAAGAAGCAGCCAGAUGCGAAGAUCACAAUUAGCAGUUUGGCCGAGAUGAUGAAGAAGAUGCCUUCAUUCCGUAAACAAGUGACGGAGAAAACGAUUCAUCUGCAGUUGGCCGAGGACUGCAUGCAUCAUUUUUCAAACAACGUGGAGAAACUCUGCAAAGCUGAGCAGGACCUUGCACUGGGGUCAGACGUUGAGGGGGUGAAGGUGAAAGAUUCCAUGAGGACUCUGCUGCCAGUGCUGCUCCACCCGUACAGCACCCACGACAAGAUCAGAGCUGUGCUGCUCUACAUCUUCAGCGUCAACGGGACAACUGAGGAGAACUUAAACAAGCUUAUUCAGCAUGUAAAGAUUGAGGAAGAUCAAGAGUUCAUCCUGAACUGGAAAGAACUGGGGGUCCCUAUCAUCACGUCUCCUAGUUUCUUCUCCCGCAAAACAAGCAGGCGCAAUCGCUCCCAGGAUGAGACCUACAACCUCUCCAGAUGGACUCCCGUCAUAAAAGAUGUGAUGGAGGAUGCUGUGGAGAACAAGCUGGACACCAAAGAGUGGCCCCACCAGUCUGAGUGUCCUGCUGCCUGGAAUGGCUCUGGAGCUGUCAGUGCCCGUCAGAAGCAAAAAAACAGUGCUGCGGACGAACGCCGGACCGGCUCACGCCUCAUUGUUUUUGUUCUGGGAGGAAUCAGCCACUCUGAGAUGCGCUGUGCCUACGAGGUCACACAGGCAGUCAAAUCCUGCGAGGUCAUCAUUGGGUCCUCUCACAUAUUGACCCCAACUAGUCUCCUGAAUGACAUCAAGACUCUGAGCAAAGCCCCCAUGGAGACUUUUACAAUAGAGGAAAAGGCCUGAGAGGCCCAGGUCAACCACUCCCCAUGUGCCCCACCUCCCCACCUCCCUACAUCCUAUUGCACUCAGCACUGUGGCCUCAACUCAAAUUUAAGCAUGGAAGUCUGAAGGGAAUUUACUUUACACCCAUCUUUGUGUUUUAAUACUCUUUCUAAACCUGGUGCACGUUUCAGUAGAGAUGAGGUGAAAUCUUUUAACUAGGUCGACCAGUAAGAUCUUGGUCUUCUUAUGGCACGUAGUUAAUUGUCAUUUGAAUAUACAGAUAUUAUUAAAAGUGAAUUCAUCUCAUCCUACUGUAAGCAAUAUAUGUAAAAAUUGUUUAAUCUGCCAUUCUGGGGAUGCACUGUCCAUAAAAGAGAUUAUAGUUCUGUUAAGUGUAGAAAGCCUCAAAGACAGAAUGGCGAUAAGAAAUAGCACAACUCUGAUGUAUCUACUGUUUGUAAGCACAAACUGCCUACUGUGUCAUUCUGAUUUUUUCAGCUUCACUUUAUGUAAUUGUGAAGUGCUUUUAAACACAUAAUAUUUACGUUUUGUUAAUUGAACAACUGACUAAUAAAUGGAUGAAGUGGUUCAAAUAAUAGUUAAUGUUGAGUAUUGUAAUUUAUAAGUGCCUACAUUAAGAUCUGAUUCUAGAUAUUUAACUUGCAUUUACUGCAGUCCAUUAAACAUGAAGUUUGACAAAUUGGUAAGUUGGAAACAAAACCUAUUAACUUUAGAAGAUAUGUGCAUGUCUUCAUAAGACCCAAUUUACCUAAUGUAUUAGAAUACCCUGUAAAUAUACCAAAGUACUACAACUUUGAAAAUAUAAACAUGGGAUAUAAGCAUGUCCAAAUUCUCAAAUUGGGUUCUCUGUUAGACAUGUGAGGUGUUAUCGCUUUGAGAAGAAUGGAUAUUGUGUAUUGUUCUUUUACACGAAUGGGAAAAUAAAGAUAUAUAUUUGAGCUGUGA